AUGUCUCUCUCACUCGAGCAUGUUGAUGCUUUUCUCCCGAUAACAGCGUUGAAGACGUUUGUAUUGGGUGAUAGACGAUUCAUCUUUCAAAGCCAAGGCACAUUCUUCCGGGUGGUUGAUGAAUCCACUGGUGUUGUCAACACUCAAAUCCAGAUAUUCAAAAGAAACAAUAUUCAUGGUUUCAUUACUUUGAAUCAAGAGGAUAUUGAUUCAAGCCAUGUCAAAAUAAUCGUCUGGGGUGGCCGCUCAGUACGAGCUGUCAACAUGUUUCUGGCCUCUGACAAUGAGGUCAUGUUAUCAGUCUGUAGUGCCGAGUUCACUGCUCCAGAUUGGAUAAUGAGUGGGUGCGCUACUGCUGUAGGUGGCCAUUCCGGGGCAUUUUUCAUCACCGCGAACAACGCACUUCUGAGUCUCGAAGUGCUCGAUAGUGGAAUUCCGGAGAGAAAUACUAUAUCCAUAUAUCAACUGGCGACAAGUGUAAAGUCUAUCCUCUACUCCGCCGAUGUGAUUGCGCUGUCUUCUUCCCAUGUCCUCAUUGCCGCUGGUACAGUCUUCGGAGAAAUCAUCGUGUGGUCAUGUUUCUUGGAUCAAAAUGGGUCACACAAAGCCAAUGCAGUCGGCUCCAUCCACCAUUUCUUCACGGGGCAUGAUGGAUCAAUAUUCGGUGUCCGCAUCUCUCCCAAGAUUCCGUCCUUGAAUGGAGGCCAGUCUGGUAGGAUAUUGGCUAGCUGCAGUGACGAUAGGACUGUGAGAAUCUGGGAUAUAUCUGAUUGCGAGCACAAAACAGCUCAAGAUCCUUCUGCAUACUCCACAGACGGAUUUGAAUUGCGAAGUACAGGCUUUGGUCCUGUUGAGGCAGGCGAGGAGAGUGUUGGAUCUGAGUCAUGUGUGGUCCAGGCAUUUGCUCACUCGGCUCGCAUUUGGGGUGUUUAUUUCAGGGCCAUCAAAAAUAAUAACCAAACUCAUGUGGGGUUGGUUACUCGUGGAGAGGAUUGCACGUGCGUUUUGUGGGACCUAAUCUGGCACUCAUCAUCCGCCGGGACGACUGAUUAUCGGCUCAGCCAGGCUUCUUCAAUACAAACACACAUUGGAAAGCACAUUUGGUCUCUGGAUCUUUGCAGAAUUGGUUCUGAGACUGUGGUCUACACCGGAGGGGCAGAUGGUGCAUUGAAAAGUUUUCCCAUCAAAGAAAAUGACGAUGAACACUUGGAUAGUGGACCUGAUGCUUCUUUGCAGCAAUUAACUGGCUUGCAAGUAAAGGCGAAGAAGAAGCAUCUCGCAGCUGAUGGAUCAAAAUCCUUUAGAUUUAUCGCCCAGGAUUGCCUUCUUCGCACGUCCUUGGAAGGCCGGAUCCAGCUUGGAUACCUCAAUCAAGCAGAGGAGACUGUCACUACUUGGGAGACAGUAUGCGAAGCACCUGAUCUUACUUCUUUUGCCGUCAUGACUGCUUUGCCCCAGAUGGGUCUAGCAUUGAUUGUUAAUUAUCGAGGACUCGUCCGACUCUAUAAUCACGCUACAAAAUCUGUCGUCAACAUCGUAGACGUUGGCAACAGACCCCUUGGAAUAUUCUUUCUCCAAACUCACACAUCUAAGAUGGAUAUCUUGAAUCCUUCCAACAACAUCGCUUUCCUCGUCUGCUAUCCUAGUGGAGAAGAAAUAACAGUUGUCAACGUCUCUGACUAUAACAGCGAUCAUCCAAGUGCCGAAAUAACCACCUUUAGCCUGCCAUCUUCAUUCAUAGUUUGCAGUGCAUCUUUCAUCUUCGAUGGCCAAUAUUUGGUUAUAGGGUCAAAACUCGGUGCCCUUGCUAUAUACAAUACCUCCGAGGCUGAGCCUGUGUUGGUCAACCGACGUGUUCAUGGCCGAGAGUUCGUCAAUCACAUUAGCGUCGUGACAUCUGCUACUACGAGUGAUACCACAAAAUCAGACUUUGUAUUGACCACGGGGCGAGAUGGGACUUAUUGUCUCCACGAAUUGCAGCUUUGUGGGAACGCAACGGAUCCGUUAUCAAUACACACGGUGCAUCGUACAGCAUCUAUAACCGGUGGAAACAUUGAAGGUGCCUAUUUCGAUAAAGAAACUGGCGAUUUCAUGUUGUACGGGUUCAGAUCCCAGGAUUUCAUCCUGCGCAACGAGUCAAAGCUGACGGAUGUUGUAUGCAUUGCUUCAGGCGGCUUCCGCCGGGCCUGGGACUUCAUCCCAGGAGACAAAAACAACAAGGCUUUAUACACGUGGAAAGACGGGGUCUCUUUGAUGACUACUCGUGUACGAGCUGGUGCUAGCACUUUGCUUCGAGCUGGAGGCCACGGACGGGAAAUUAAAGCGAUGGAUGUUUUCAAUCCUACCAGUGGGGAUCGGCCUCUUUUUGCGACUGGUGCAGAGGACACCAUUGUUCGUAUUUUCACGCCGACUCCCUCAUUGGCUGCUAGUCCAUGGGGUAGCUUUGAGUGUCUACGCGUCUUGGAUACACACAAGUCUGGGAUCCAGCAGGUGACUUGGUCCAAGGAUGGAAGAUACCUAUUCACCAGCGCUGCAUACGAAGAAUUUUUCGUGUGGAGAGUGCGCACCAUUCCCAAAUUCGGCAUUGCUACAAAAUUGAUGGCUGCCAGUCCGAAGGACGAUGAGCAUUCAGAUCUCCGGAUACCUAGUUUCGACUUGCUGGAAGUAGAGGGCGUUGACGGGGAGCAGUGUUUCCUCCUGUGCCUUGCUCUUUCCAAUUCCGUUUUCAAAAUCUUCCACUUUUCGCCAUCUAAUGGAGGCCAAUUCACUCUCCUAGCUCGAGGGAAAUAUAUGACGAAUUGUUUGACCCAAGCCCACUUCUUGGUCAGGGACUCCUCUGUGAGCCUUAUCACCGCAGCAACUGAUGGCUACUUCACAUUCUGGGAUCUAACAAGCACACUUGAACCAUUUUACACAAUCACACAAUCCACUUUGAAGGCCAAACACCCCUUCGAUGGUUCUUCCAUCUCGCCAGAAAAUAUCACAUGCGAAAACCGAUAUCAGAUUCAUUCCAACAGCAUCAAGGGGAUGGAAUUGGUUCCUCUCUCCGACACAGCCACCGUUGUUGUGGCUGGGGGUGAUGAUAACUCUCUCUCCGUGUCCCUCCUACGGACAAAUCCGUUGAAGACCGGCAUCAAUGCACAGGUCGCUACGGUUUCUAUCCCCGAUGCUCACGCUGCGGCAGUUACCACGAUCAAAGUACUAAAUCAGCAAAUCUCUCGUGAUGUUACAUCCAACGUAGAAUCCAUUAACAUCACCGUGGCAUCAUCUGGCAACGACCACCGAGUCAAGAUAUGGUCGAUCACCGUGGACCCUACACGGCCUGGUACGCAAGGGAUGAUCGUGGGCUUCUUACUCGAUACAUACAGCUCUGUGGCUGACAUAUCAUCGUUGGGGCUUAUCCAUGGGGCUGGAAAUGGCCUCCCCGCAAAGAACCAGCCGUCUGGGUCGGAUAUAAAUCAAUUGCGAUUGGUUGUGUGCGGUGUGGGUAUGGAGAUGUUCGCUGCCGAAUCAGGUCGGCCAUUAUGUACAUGA
Penicillium vulpinum is the source of this 3534-nucleotide messenger RNA. RefSeq names its product tRNA (34-2'-O)-methyltransferase regulator RTT10. The coding region runs from base 1 to 3534 and encodes 1177 amino acids. The transcript is spliced from 3 exons. The record is from RefSeq and is a predicted model, not a curated record. Gene Ontology annotation, molecular function: protein binding. NCBI's taxonomy places the organism in Eukaryota, Fungi, Ascomycota, Eurotiomycetes, Eurotiales, Aspergillaceae. Gene Ontology annotation, cellular component: cytoplasm. Gene Ontology annotation, biological process: tRNA methylation.